This is a messenger RNA of Capsella rubella, 961 nucleotides long. RefSeq lists its product as uncharacterized. NCBI's taxonomy places the organism in Eukaryota, Viridiplantae, Streptophyta, Magnoliopsida, Brassicales, Brassicaceae. The transcript has 2 exons. The coding region runs from base 121 to 765 and encodes 214 amino acids. The record is from RefSeq and is a predicted model, not a curated record.
CUUCUCAUACACUUUUAAGUCUUAUCUAUCUGCUCAUUGCCUCGCAGGAUCAAAGAGCUUAAAAACUUUUCUUUAAAAGCAUAAUAAACCACUCCGUGUAACCCAAGACUGAGGCUAAUAAUGGUUUCUCGACAAGAAGGAACCCUCUAUUCUAGAAAGAGGGAUUUCACAAUCUAUGGAGAAGAGUUGCUCAAUUCAUUCAAGAAGAGCAAGCAAGAAGAUCAUUCACAGAGCACUCUGUUCAAUGAACGACCAAACUCAGUUACCUUUGAUUUUGAACUUCAUCUCUACAAUCCUCUACCUUCAGAUUGGCAAGCUAAGGAAGAUUCACGAACAUCUGAAGAUCAUAAGACAUAUUCCAAAGAUCCGGUGAUUGUUGGACGACCUAAGAUGAGCCUAGACCUUGAGCUGAACCUUUCACCUUCGGGAUCACCUUCAAGAACCACAACGAAGAGAGAUAAAUCUUCCAAUCACAAUGAAACAGUGUCUCCCAACGGUAAAAGUCUGACAAGCUCGAGUAAGAUGAGCAUAACUGGGACAGGAUUAAGCCGAUCUCCGUCCUGGCUUGCAUUUGAAGGCGGUGAUGAUGAUGAUGUAGAUCACAAGGAGCAAGAGAUGGUAACAACAGUUUGCAUGAAAUGCCACAUGCUGGUUAUGCUAUGCACAUCAAAUCCAGUUUGUCCCAACUGCAAGUUCAUGCACCCACAAGAUCACAGCGCUACAAAACUAUUUGAACCAUCAAAUUUGCUUAGGCUCCUAUGCUAGACUCUUUCAGGGUUAUUAAAUCUAUGAUAUUUGUACGGAAGAAUAUGAACUAGAUAUGGACUAAGUUAUGUAUAUAUACUCUACAAGUACGGAAGGAAUAUAUUAUAUGCUUCUAUGAACGAUCAUGCUUUAGAUCUCUCUAGCCUAUUAGUAUUUGCACUGAAUUGUACUUGGGAAUAAACACACGUUAUCAGAA